UUGGGCGUUGCCUGGUCGCGCGAGUUGGUUGUUCGUGGACCCGGGCAGAGAAGACAGGGAUUCGGAGCCCUGAGAUUCGAAUUGCGUUGCCCAGUGGACUUUUGUUGAGAGAAUCAGGCUAAGCUGCUGUGUCCUGAUAUUCUGCACAGGGUAUAUAAGAACAACUGCAAGACACUAUUUGCUGCUGCUUUAACUCCAACUCCCCAAGAGAGUGAGAGAGUGUGUAACCCCUCUCCCUCAGCUCAAAGGGUCAUGUAUGAAGACAAGAUCGUGCCCUCAGGUGGUGGGAGACCCAAGGUUGGGGAACCUGUCUGGAGGAAAAGCGAGCUACACCAACAGCAAUGGAGUGGAGCAGAGUGCAGCUGCUGCCAGCCAGGCUGAGGCCUCAGGAUUCACAUCUCGACAGGGAAGACAUUUUCCUUUCAGUGCCUCGGUGCCCUUCAGCCACUGUAGGAGCGGGCGUGGUGUUGUCACUGCAGCCAGAUCCUGGACAUGGCAGCAGCUUACAGAGGCAGCAGGAAGAAACCCAAGGAGGACAAGGUACUGGUUUCACUCCUGCACAGCAUGCUAGGGAGGCUUGUCAAUGCCAUCAGCUUCUGCCAGCUCAUAAGACAAGAUGCCUCAGGAGAAGCGUCCAAGCCAGAAGCUGCCAAAGCCCAUCUGUCACCUAUACAGUCAACAGAGGAAUCCGUGGCCACCAAUUUGUCCCUAGUGGCUUCCUCAGCUCCUAUCAAGGAAUACCUGUUGCCCAAAGAUUCUAAAACCUUGUCACCUUCUGCUUCCACCGAGUCACAAACAUCUAUGAGUGACUCUCGGCCACCAAAGACCUUGACACCUGGAAGACACCAUUCACCACCAUCACCACCACCACCACCACCACCACCACCACCACCACCACCACCACCACCACCACCACCCACACCUUCCCUCCCAUCUCAUCCUCCUGAUCCUGUGGUUUGUCCUCCAUCCCCCAGCAUGACAUCUCCUCAGUGUGAGUGGAAAGCACCAUGGAACUCACAGAGCAAACCUCUCCCAGGUUUCCCUACUCCUGUCCCAACAACCUUAGGCCGUGACCAGUCAAGGAAGCCUUACUUAACCUUUCCAGCCUUUGAUGACUCUAGCAGGCCUACCUCUACCUCUACCGGCCUUGACCACUCAAAGAGGUCUAUCUCAACCAAACCAGGCCUUGAACAACCAAAAAAAUAUAUGUCAACAAUCCCAGGCCUUGACUAUUCUGGCAGGGCUACACCAACCACCCCAUGCUUUGACACCACACACAGUCAUACAUCAAGCACCCCAGACCUUGAUCACUUAAUUACUUCUACUUCAACCAAGCCAGGCCUUGACCAAACAAGCACACCUAUGUUAGGCCCUACCUGGUAUCAGGUAGCUGCCAAAACCUGGUGCAACUCCAACUCAUCACAUGGUGAAUCCUUGCAAGACCAUCUUUCCCUCAUCCUCCAAGAGGCUUCGUUUUGGACAAGCCCGACAUCCAUGCCGAUAGAGGCUAGGGAGCCCUCUUUCAUCAACCCGCAUAUCCAAAACAUGCUGGAACUUCAGAUUACAAAGAGGGUAGAGCUCAGAGGGAAAGGAAAAGAAAUAUCUGACCAUGCCUUGGGCUGCCAGGACAGAAUGCUGCAGUCCUGGAGCAGCAGGCAGGCCACCACCACCUCACACCCCUUCUGGAGCAGAGACUGCAAAUCAGAGCAGUUUUCCGGUUAUCAGCAGUUAUUCUGUCAGAAGGUCUCAGGCGACCAUUCACAGAUGAAAUACAGCCAGCUUUUCUGGGGCCUCCCCUUUCUCCACAGUGAGUCCCUUGUGGCCACUGUCAACAUGGCAGAGUCCCUGCAAGACCUCCCCUCCAUCUUAUUCAAUGUACUUUCUACAUACAUUCCAUUACAAGUCCCAACUAAAGUACCUCCACAGCUCUUCUCUCCAAAGCCCGUACAUCAUCACUCGGUCAAAUCCCAACCUUUUACUUUGAAGAUGUCCUCGUCCCAAGCUACACCAGUGGCCACAACCCAAAGCCAGGCCCGUGACUCAUGCUCUCUACCAAAUCUGCCACACCGUUCCCCUGUAAUUAAGGAUUAUGGGGCUUCUUCUGCUACAUUGUCAAGAUCUCAAUUCAUUGUCCCACUUGCUGUUCAGCACCUAGAGCUCCAUCUUUUGAAGAAGCACCAGGAAAGUAGGAGUGAAUUACCAUCCAUUGUCAAAAGGUCCCAGAAAGCAUGUAAUCUGCUGACUUCAGACACCUGGGUGUCCAAGGGCCAUGGGUCUGUUGUCCACCUCCCGGGGGAAUUCAUUAGGCCCAGCUUCCGUGAGCUGUUGGAAGAACAGUUAAAAAAGAGCUUCCUACAGCACCAGGGGAAAUGGCCCUGCAAGGUCCAGAGACAGAUGGAUCUAAGGAAGUGUCAGGAGAGUCUUCCAGGGAUGAGUCAGACAGAAGUUAAUCAUGGGACCCCAUGUCCCUCGUCAUUGGCAGAUGAAAGCAGCCAGCAUCCACAGAAUGUCCCACCAAAGGAUCCAGAGACGUUCCAUCCAUGGCGGGAUCCAGGCAAGUGUUUGACAAACUUCCUGGGAAGAGCUGGGAAAGAUCUACACAGGAGGCCAGAAGGUCCCCUAGACAAAGUUCCUCAGGAAACCUCAGAGACUGAGGAGGAAACUUACCACAUGAGACCCCUAAGAAGAGAUGCACCGAGUGUUUCCCCAGUGGACAGAGGAAAGGAGCAGCUAGCAGGAAUCCUGAAAAACUACCAAAGUAGUAAAUACAGACAUACCAAAGUCCGUGAAGUGCCCAUGGCCAUUUGUGAAGGAGUAAGUAUUGACCAUGCAUUGGCCCCUCCUGACAAUUCAAACACAAACAUGAGAUCUUGGGAGAAAUCACCCUUGAAUGAUGUGACCAUCUGCAAGAAAACUAAUGGGCCUUCCUUCCUAGACGCCAGCACUCAGAAGGUGCUGGAAACACAUCUUACAAGACGCCUGGUGAAGCACAGAUGGAGCCUGUCCCUCAGAGGCCUCAAGACCAUACAUGUUUUCAAUGCGAACAAGGCUUCAGCUUUGCCGUCUGAUGUCUCCUUGUCCUCCUGGGACUCUAGAGAAGCCAGCACUGACAAAACAGCCAGUGACCUGGGAGAACCUUUUCAGAAAGCCCCAGAGGAGAAAGUGAUGAAAAUACCCAACACUGUGGAAUCACUUUCCACACAGAUCCCUCCUUCUGCCCUCCAGCUUGAAUUGCUGAGAGAGCCUCCACCUAGUGACAACCGUGGGCCCUCUGAGGCCACCAAAUCUGCCCAGGAGGGCGAUCUGACUUCUAUAUCCUCCCCUCAGAGUCUCGUGGGCAGAGCCUGGCACAGGGAUAGAGUUCAUGGACAUUGGUCAGACAAGCCAGAGUCUACUCCAGGCCCAGUCAAGAGUGUGCAUGAGUCACAGGAGAGUGGGGAUGCGUCUUUUAGAGAAAUGUGCGAAGGGGUAUUAGUUCGGGAGAUCAGUGUGGCAUCCCAGUCACCAAGUGGUGUGGAUACCAGGCAUCUGGAAGAGGCAGAAGAGGAAGAGUCCUCUGACAGGGCACUCACCACAGAAGCUGUAGAGAUGGCAAAGUCUCCAACCCACAGUGAAUCAUUGGAGACCAGUGAAAAUCCAUCCCAUUCCACACCCAUUUCACAGGGUCCAGAAGACUCGGGCCUGAGCACACCUCACUGCCUGGCCCCUGGUGUUGUCCUUCAGGACUGUCCCACUGAAACAUUCCUUCAGGAGUGUGCCCCAGAGGUUCUGCUUGCUGCAGAUAUCCUGGCCUCCAGGGCCUCCCGGGCCUCCAAGUCCAGAUUCAAGACUCAGUCCCCUCCAACUAAGUCAACCUCUCAGGACAGACACCGUUUCUAUCCAAAAGAAAAGAGUCUCACCAAGAUUUCUGAACUUCAGGAACCAUUGACUAGUCAUAUCUUUGGUCCUAAUAACAAAACGGACAAUGGAAGUUCCCGGCACGAUGUACAACAUUCAGGGACAAUACCUGUCCAAGCCUAUUGGCCAAAUAACCAUGAAAAAAAGUUUGGUGACAAGAUUAAAAGCUUCAUUGUUUCAAUUUUGAACCCAAAAGACAAAGGACCGGAGAACUUACCGCAAAAAGUCAAGGCCUUAUCUGGCACCACCCAAAGCCCAGGGUCAGGCCAGAGCAGGUUGCUCAUGCCCCAACAGGACACGGAAGCACAGGACCUCAUGACCUCUGCUGGGUGGAUUAUGGAGGAGAAAUUGGGUGUUCACCAUAGGUGUGCUCCUUCAAAGAAAAGUGCACAUCAAGACCUACCUGAAGCUCCAGUGAGUAGGCAUGUCUGCCGCCACAGGAUUCCUACUGCACAAUCAAAAAUAGCACAAGGAAACACUGCCUGUGUUCAUCAAGCCAACCCCAAGGUUCACAGUCAACCUUCCACAAAUGGAAUGCCCUAUGUUAGCAAGUGGGCCCAGGUCUCCAGAGAACCUGUGUCCCGAGCCAGUUACUUUCAGCACAGGGCACAGGCGCCACUUGUCCCAGAGACCCCCAUCCACUGUCCUAGACACUGCCACUGUAGGAGUGUCCUUUUUGGAAAGGCCAGUGCUUUUCCAUAUUGGAAGUAAUUAAAAUAUUAGCCAUUA
Mesocricetus auratus (golden hamster) is the source of this 4626-nucleotide messenger RNA. Its product is annotated as spermatogenesis-associated protein 31A1. The record is from RefSeq and is a predicted model, not a curated record. NCBI's taxonomy places the organism in Eukaryota, Metazoa, Chordata, Mammalia, Rodentia, Cricetidae. The transcript has 5 exons. The coding region runs from base 493 to 4608 and encodes 1371 amino acids.